UCACCAGUCACUCACACACAGUUGGACAGCCGCGCGCUCAGAGGAACUAGUUGUUGGAGUAGAGAGAGCGCGGUAGCACUUCAUUACAUCCAGAGCACCAGCUGGGGGCGAAUAUUCACCUGUGCGCUGCCAGGAAGAAUUCACAAGGAGUUCCAUGAAUUUUUAGCAGACUCCGUUUUAAAGGCGCAGUGAGGGACAUUUUAAACAAGAAUCGCUUUCGGACUCCUGGUCUGUCCUGUAGCCGUACAAGUUUAUUUAUUUUUUAUUGAGUGAGUUAUCUUUUAUACCGAAACUGACCCACAUCUGAAGAUUUCGAUUUUAAAUUUAUUCCGGAGAGACUGCGUGCCUAGUUCCAUAGAGGGGACAGUAAUCGACCAUGGCGAGACAUGAUGCCCAAAACUGGCGUGUCUGCUCCAAAAUGAUCGGACUGCUCGGCUUGGUCGCGUCGAUACUUCUUCAACACGGAGUGUCAGGUCAGCGGGUGAAGGUGGAGCCAGAGGUGUUGUCGUAUCCCGGCCAAACAGUUAACCUGCGCUGUGCCUUCACUGAUGCUACUGGGAUACAGCUCACAAUGGUCACGUGGAUCUAUGAGCCGAAGGACGGAACCAGGAUCAACAUUGCUGUUUUUCAUCCCAACUUUGAUCCCAACUACCCCGAAUCACCCGUGAACGGCCGAGUCAGCUUCACAUCCAGUCCUCCAAACCUGGCCAGUCCCUCCAUCGAGAUAAGGGAUGUCAGGAUGACCGAUGAGGGAAAGUACAUCUGCGAGUAUGCUACCUACCCUAGAGGCAACGAGCAAGGCAUCACGUACCUCGUCAUGCUGGCUAAGCCUCAUAACUCGGCCUCCAUCGUAACAGUGGAAGCAGGCUCUAAGCCGGUCGUUGUGGCACGCUGUGAGUCUGUGGAUGGCCGCCCCGCUGCCCAGAUUUCCUGGGUGACUACAGCCAAUGGCAAUGCAACAACAGUGUCUAAGCCGGGUGCCAACAACACCGUGACCGUGACCAGCGAGUACCAAAUGGUUCCCACAGCUGCAGACAACGGGAAAGACCUUAGCUGCGUGGUGGCACACAGGACCCAGGUCAAACCAGAUAGCUUCCCAUUGAAGCUAGCAGUACAAUAUGCCCCUGAGGUAACAGUAGUGGGUUAUGACAAUAAUUGGUACCUGGGUCGUACACAUGUGGUGCUUACCUGCCUGGCUAGCGGAAACCCUCCUCCAUUGGCCCCCCAGUGGAAGACGAUGUCAGGAGAGAUGCCAAACACGGUACAGAUCACAAAUAACGUGCUGAAGGUGCUGAAGGUGGACGACGCUGUCAACACCACUUUUGUCUGUGAGGUCAAAAAUCACAUAGGCACCGGCAAGGACCAGGUCACAGUUUUUGUCAGAGAAACUCGUCUUCCAGAGAAGGGUGCUACUACAGGCAUCAUCAUAGGAGCCAUCAUUGGAGUAAUACUACUCUUGGCCAUCAUUGGAACAAUCAUAGCGAUGUACCGCAAACACCGUAACAACAAACUCAACGGAGACUGUGUGUGUUUGCAUUUCAGUGGUCCUCCUAAGUACAAGCCCCCUCCCCCCAAGAAGACCACCAGCUCGGCUAGCAAACCACUGAACAUAAGUUAUGCCCCGGUGAUUGAGGACAGACCUCUGCAAGACCAAUACUACACUAACCAGAGUGCUGAGCCAGUCACGGACCUGGAUGCCUACCAUGGCGAUGAUGAGAAUGAUGAAGAUGUGAGCGAGCAUUAUCACUCUGCUGCCCCCUCUGGCUGGGAUGAUCCCGGAAACAAUGAGGUCCCGCCUCCUUACAUGCGCACAGACAGCGACCCCCAGGACUAUCAUCAGGGCCCCAAUGUCAACCGUGGGGAAAGCUUUGUGUCGUCCGCCAUGUUCGUGUGAGAAGACACAGAAGAGGCGUGUGUGUUUGUGUGUGUAAAUAUGUGUGCAUGCGUGAGUGCAUGACUGGGUGAGUGAAUAUUUCUGCAGGCUUACAUGAGAAAGGGAUAGCUUGAGUUCUGUGAAUGCAAAAUGUGAGGACGUGUGAAUGUGAAUUUUAUGCUUAGCUAUGAAUUUUGAGGUCUGUGCUGCAAAGACAAAGUUCUUUUUUUACCAUUUUGUUUAAGAAUAUUUAUCUGUGAACAGGUUGCUGGUACUAUGGUUCAGUUGUAUGUUGCUUCUUUUGAAAAUUAAGCCAUUUUUAAACCUUAAUCAGAUUGAGCCAGCAUAAUAUAAAAUGUUGCUAAUGUACUAUAUACACAACUGUAUUAUACAGUUGCAGGGAUUUAUUGAAACUAAUAAUGUUCAAAUGUAGAUAAAUCAAAGACAAUGUUUUAAAUACCCUCUGCUGUGUAUAAAUGUUACAUAGAACAUAGUAUGGACAUGAACACAUUUGAAGUACACUGUUGCAAAAACUAUCUCAUGAGCAUGUUUCAACUAAACUGCCUUGCAUUAUUGAAUGUCGAGUAUCACACACAUUGUGGUUACUUAAAUAACUUGGUUAGCAGAAACACAAUGCAUGGGUACUACAUGUUGCCUUUGUCUAGUCGUAAUUGUCUGUUGUUCUUGGUUUACAAACCCAGCUGGGAUGAUGUUGGUGUAAAGCAGGUGUCUUGUGGAGAAGCUAUUAGCUGCUGUUAAUCAGGCAGCGUCGAGACAAGACUUACAAACCGUAAUGGCAUCAGUGUGUAAACUGCAUCAAGGGGGUAACUGCAACAGCAAUACUCUAUUUGUGUAAAUGUUUGAUUUUAAUUUUUUGUUGUCUUCUGCAUGUGGCCUUUGCCUUCCUUGUGAAAAUGCAGUGACACUUGGUUCACCUCAGGUGGAAGGGAACAUAACUUGAGAGCUAGCAACUGAUGAAACUUGAUUUGUCUCUAGCCUUCUUGCCAUAACAUUUGAUUAUUUUUUUUACUUGCAUCCAUCCAUCCUCCCUUUUUGUGGAUAUCUGUUAGUUUUAAAAACUGUAAACUUUUUUUAUUUUUCACUUUUAUCUAUGAGCAUGCUCAGAUGGAUUAGGAUAAAUCUGGAUUAUGUCCAUGGAAUCUGUUGCAAUUCCUCUCCAGUGGAGGAUUAGUUCUACAUGGAGUUUGGACAGGACACAGAGCCUGAUAGUAAACUAUAUGUUCAUUCACUAUCAGGGUCAAGGGUUAAACAGGUUAGUAAUGCUUAGUCCAUCAUUUUUCUUCUCAAUCACAAACCUAAAGGUGUCUUUUGUGUGUCAGUGCCAACUGGUAUAUUUUAUCAAAAAGCUUUUGGAAAAUGUGAUCUAUUUUUUCUUUUACUUAAAAUGUUAAUUUUAAUCUGUUAAUUUUAAUCUGUUUAGCUCUUUGUGAAUUAUAUUUUGAAAGCCAUCUUGACGGUUGUUGAUUCAAUAAACAUAUUGUGAUCCGGGUAAAGAAGU
Molecule: messenger RNA, 3392 nt
Organism: Etheostoma spectabile (orangethroat darter)
Lineage: Eukaryota; Metazoa; Chordata; Actinopteri; Perciformes; Percidae
Product: nectin-2
Exons: 10
Coding region: 377-1894 (505 amino acids)
Source: RefSeq, a predicted model, not a curated record